GUCAGUGGCUUCACUCGGCUGGUGUCUUCUCGCGGUAACGUUAGCAUAUUAGCAUAGUACACCAUUAGCUUCCGAAGCUAGCUGCGUCGUUUUCGGCUUUUCGCGUCGUACCUGUCGACUCCGAGCAGGGAGCGACACACAAAAGGCCGCUUAUUUAUUUCUAUUUGUGAUUGUAGGUGAGCGACGGAAGCGGGAAAAUGCCGCACAGCUUCAAGCCCGGAGACCUGGUGUUCGCUAAAAUGAAGGGCUACCCCCAUUGGCCAGCCAGGAUUGAAGACGUGGCUGAUGGAGCAGUGAAACCUCCACCUAAUAAAAUUCCAAUUUUCUUCUUUGGAACUCAUGAAACCGCGUUUCUGGCAGCCAAGGAUCUUUUUGCCUAUGAAAAGUGUAAAGAUCGCUACGGAAAGCCCAACAAAAGGAAAGGCUUCAACGAAGGCUUGUGGGAGAUCCAGAACAAUCCACACGCUUCCUACAGCGCUCCACCUGUGCCCCCCAGCUCGUCUGACAGCGAAGGCAACAAUGCCGGCGGAGGAAGCGAUGACAACGAGGAGGACGAUGAAGAAGAAGCCCCCGUGCCCAAGAAGGUGGACUCUGCAAGCGAGGCUGACUCGGAUUCUGCCGGUGAAGACCGAGGAAAGGGAGGAGGAGGAGGCGGCGGCGUGAAGCGUAAACCGCAGCCUACUAAGCGUCCUCCUCCCCCAAAAAAGACUCGCCGCUCGUCAAGCGACAGAGACGCGGAGAGCGGCACCCCGUCAGAGUCAGAAGCCACGCCUUCAGAGUCGGACUCUGGCAAAAACAGUGACCAGGAUUUUACUCCUGAGAAGAAAACAGCAACAGGACGAGGCGCAAAGAAGGCAGCAGGCAGAACAAAGAAAAAGAAAGAUUCAUCCAACUCAGAUUCAGACUCAGGAUCUGCCUCGGAGAAAAAAGCAGCUGACAGCGACUCGGAGGACGAGAAGCCUCGACCGGCCGUGUCUGGUUCUGAGUCACAGUCCGGUUCCAAGUCUGACUCGGAAUCGGACCCGCCUCCCCGCAAAGCUCCCCAGGCACGGAAAAAAGCGGCAGAGAAACCUGCACCCAAGCCUCGGUCAAGGAAACCCAAAGCUGUGCCUCCAAAACGUGCGGCGGCAGCAGCAGCAUCGUCAUCGUCGUCAGACAGCGACAGCGACAGCGAGCCCGACCGCAUCAGCGAGUGGAAGAAACGGGACGAGGAACGCAGGAGGGAGCUGGAGGAGCGGCGGAAAAAGGAUGAGGCGGAGGAGCUGCGGAGGCUACGGGAGCGGGAGAAGGAGGAGGAGGAGAAGCGGAAAAGAGAAAAAGAGGUGAAGAAGGCCAGCGACAGCGACAGCAGCAGCUCGGAAGAAGGCGUCGACGAUCACCCGUUGAAGAGGUCCAAGAAACCUCCUCCGGCGCCCAUCCCGGCGCCUUCGGACUCAGAUUCUCCACCGUCAGCCGAGGUGAAGAAACCAGCCAAGAAGUCCAACAACCAAAACAAAGGCAGAAUAAAGAAGGAGAGGAAGGAGAAAGUGCUGAAAGAGAAGAAGGCCAAACAUUCGGAGGAAAGAUCCAGAACCAGGUCGAAGCCGGAAAAACCCAAACACAAAUCAGAGAGGCCUCCACCCAAGAAAGUAGAGAAGAAAAAAGAAGCGUCGCCAGAGGAGAAACUUCAGAAACUCCACACAGAUAUUAAGUUUGCACUGAAAGUGGACAACCCCGACAUUGAGAAGUGUCUCCAGGCCCUGGAGGAGCUUGAAGUCUUGCCUGUCACCAGCCAGAUCCUGCACAAGAACGCCGAUCUCAUCGCCACGCUUAAAAAGAUCCGCCGCUACAAAGCCAGCCAGGCGGUGAUGGAGAAGGCCAGUCAGGUCUACAACAAACUCAAGCUGCGCUUUGUGGGCAAAGCAGAGGUGGCAGCCAAGCCCAAAGGCGAGGAGAAGGAGAAGGAGAAGGAGGAGGAGGAGCAAGACACAGUCAAUGGAGAGUCCAGACAGAAAGGAGAGGAAGUGGAAGAUGACCACGCUGCUUCUAGUCCAAUCAGGCGCAGCCUCGACAGUCCGCCCCAGACCAACGACUUUGCCCAAGCUAACAACGACAACAACAACAACGACAACAACAACGACAUCUCUGCAGAGACACGAGCGUCCCCAGUGGAGAGUUAAAAGGAGGAAGGAAAGAGCAGUGCAGUGGACCAAGGCGGUGGAAGAGGAGGAGUCUGACACCCUUUCUGACCCUUUUGUCACACGUGUAAAGAAGCCUUUGUAUACUUUGUGUCCUUCUUUCACACCAUCCUGACCUUUGUCACACGUGUAAAGAAGCCUUGGUAUACUUAGUGUCCUUCUUUCACACCAUCCUGACCUUUGUCACGCGUGUAAAGAAGCCUUUGUAUACUUUGUGUCCUUCUUUCACACCAUCCUGACCUUUGUCACGCGUGUAAAGAAGCCUUUGUAUACUUUGUGUCCUUCUUUCACACCAUCCUGACCUUUGUCACACGUGUAA
Entelurus aequoreus (snake pipefish) is the source of this 2496-nucleotide messenger RNA. It is a transcript of the gene hdgfl2, whose product is annotated as HDGF like 2. The record is from RefSeq and is a predicted model, not a curated record. The transcript is spliced from 16 exons. Lineage: Eukaryota; Metazoa; Chordata; Actinopteri; Syngnathiformes; Syngnathidae. Gene Ontology annotation, molecular function: double-stranded DNA binding; transcription coregulator activity. The coding region runs from base 198 to 2159 and encodes 653 amino acids. Gene Ontology annotation, cellular component: nucleus. Gene Ontology annotation, biological process: regulation of transcription by RNA polymerase II.